GAAAGAAAGGAAGAAAAUAUUUAGAUCACGUGGCCACCAAGUCAUUCUGAGAAUAUGCUGGCUGGGUAUAGCCAAUGAAAAUACAACAACCUCUCCACUGAAACUUGACGACUUGCAUUGCUCGCCUAUAUCCACGCAACAUGCAUCAAUCUCAGAGACUGAGGCUUUAGAUCGCCUUAGCAGACUGAGUUAGUGAAAAUAAACAGAAGACGCCAGACGAAAGUGAAAAUGGCAAAUCAAACAGACGUUCUGCUCCAGACUGAGAUGAGUACCGUCAUGCAACCCUUCAACAUCACCUCAACAUCCAGCACCAGCCCCCUCAACACCAUCAUCCCCUCAGACGUCAUUGCCAUAAUCGCAGCCAACGACCUAACAUCCAGGGCCAACUACGUCUAUGCGCUCUGUGCCACGCUGGGCAUGACCUCGGCAUGCUUUGUACUCUACGGCUUAAUUCAGUCCUACAGAGCCCAGAGGAGUCUGGCAUGGCUGGACUCCCUGCUCUGGGCCUUUUCCAGCUCCCAUCUCCUUCUCUUGCUCCUCUCCCUCUCUUCCGUAGCACACCGGCCCAACUACCUGGUGACCACACAGCUCGGCUGUGCUGCGCUCGCCUUCACCGUCAACAUGGCAUCCCUCUGCGGGCUGUUGCUCCUGGUGUUCAUGGGAUACGCCCUGACCUUCGACACCCCAACUCACGCCCUGCUGAAGAGGCCUGGGGUCUGUGUGGCUCUGGUGGUUCUGGUUUCUAUCCUGUGCUCCUUGGUGCUGGCCGGACUCCGGGGCCCGCCCAAGGAACUGGAUUUGAAAAGAAAAUGUAUUAUAGACCCAACUGAGGCAGGAAGGUCUUAUGCCAUGGCGAAGCUCUGUCUAGGGUUCAUAAUUCCCUACCUCCUCCUGCUGGGGAUCCUGAUAGGCGGCUGCGUCCGCCAAUGGAAAUCCAGCAGCCGCUUCCUCUCCGGAUCAGAAGAGGGUCCGGUGUUCCUGGCAGUGGCUGUGGUGAUAUUUGUAUGUCAGCUAUUCCAUGGCAUUGUGCUGGUGAGGGGGGCCGAGAUGGAGCAGGCUGGUGGUCUCAGCCCUCACGCGACAGCAUUCAUGCAUGUGUCUGAGUUUGUGAUGUUCUCUGGCAGCUGUGUAUGUCUAGUGUUGGUGCUCCUGCUGCACAGGCCGUGCAGAGAGAGCCUUCUGGAGGUGUUCAGGCAGCUCCGGGACUGCUGCCGCGGCCUAGGGGGCCGACAGACCCACAGACACAUCAUGGCCCCCCAUAUUGAGAUCGCCUGACUCUCAGGACUAUAACCUUUAGGUCAAUAACCAUCUCAGACGUUCUGGAUUCAGGAAUAUUAUGCCUUUUUUAAGACUGCCAAAUCUAACGUUGACCCAUAUAUAUUAGAAGCUGACACUAGAUAACUUAAAAGCUAGGCUACUUUCUGGAAGUUCAGUUAACUGAUCAUUUACAUUUAAUUUGAAGACUGUAAAUAGUGUUAUUCAGACAGUUUUGUUUUCCAAUGUACAUACUUUUUUGUAACCUUUUCAAUGUAAUGGUUAUAAUCUUAUUUCAUGUAUGGUCAGUGUACUGUUACUUCACCAAUCAACUGACUUUUGUUUUUGAAAAUAAACUGAAACCUGUUUUUUUUGUGCGAAUCGAAUGAUGUCUAUACAUUUCAUUGGUGACUUUUUCAAUAUGAUGAUAGUGAAAUUGGGAAAAGUAAAACGAAGUUGUGCAAUGACAAUUAAACCAUGAACAAUCACCAUU
Molecule: messenger RNA, 1747 nt
Organism: Coregonus clupeaformis (lake whitefish)
Lineage: Eukaryota; Metazoa; Chordata; Actinopteri; Salmoniformes; Salmonidae
Exons: 2
Coding region: 229-1275 (348 amino acids)
Source: RefSeq, a predicted model, not a curated record